This is a messenger RNA of Penicilliopsis zonata CBS 506.65, 1197 nucleotides long. RefSeq lists its product as hypothetical. The record is from RefSeq and is a predicted model, not a curated record. Gene Ontology annotation, biological process: D-sorbitol catabolic process. Gene Ontology annotation, molecular function: L-iditol 2-dehydrogenase (NAD+) activity; zinc ion binding. Lineage: Eukaryota; Fungi; Ascomycota; Eurotiomycetes; Eurotiales; Aspergillaceae. The transcript has 2 exons. Bases 1 to 1197 code for a protein of 398 amino acids.
AUGGCCACUACCAAAGCGCUCGUCCUGCACGGAGCCAAUGAUCUCCGACUGGAAUCAAAGCCAGUCUCCCCUCCUACCGGAGCAGACGUCCAGGUUGCGGUGCGCGCGACGGGCAUCUGCGGCUCAGAUCUGCACUACUACAGCCACGGGCGUAAUGGCGAUUUCGUUGUACGGGCGCCGAUGUGUCUGGGCCACGAGUCGGCCGGUACCGUCACAGCCAUUGGGCCUGAGGUGACGACGCUGAAGGUGGGCGAUCGGGUCGCGCUCGAGGUCGGUCUGCCCUGUCGUGAGUGUGUGCGCUGCCGGUCCGGUCGCUACAACAUCUGCCCGCGGAUGAUGUUCCGCAGCAGUGCGAAGACGUUCCCGCAUCUUGACGGCACCCUGAUGGAGGUGACGAACCACCCGGCGAACCUGUGCCACAAGCUGCCGGACAGCGUCUCGAACACGGGCGGCGCCCUCAUCGAGCCGCUCGCCGUGUGCCUGCACGCCGUGCGCCGCUCGCACCCGCCCACGGCCGCCGAGGUGGAAGACGCCCGCGCGGCGGGCGAGCCUACCGCCGCCCUGGUCUUUGGCGCGGGCGCCGUCGGCUUGCUGCUGGCUGCCUCGCUGGCCACCACGCAGCACUUCACUACUAUUGUCGUCGCCGACAUUGACGCGCCGCGCCUUGCCAUCGCCUCCUCCCUCGGCCUGGGAUUACAGACCGCGCUCCUACCGCGCGCCGACCCGGCCAGCCCUCCCCCGCCGCCGCGUGACGCACCGCAAGCCGAGCAGACCGCAUGGGCGCUCACCAACGCCCAGAACAUCGCCGCCACGCUCAAGACCACCCACGGCGUCGCGGACGUGGGCUUUGCCCGUGUCUACGACUGCACGGGCGUCCCCGCCUGCAUCCAGGCAGGCAUCUACGCCUCUGCGUCCGGCGGUGUACUCGUCCAGGUCGGCAUGGGCCACCCCGUGCAGACUCUUCCCAUCGGCGCCGCCGCCCUGCGCGAGGUCGACCUCAUCGGCGUCUUCCGCUACGACGGCUACGCCUACCCGGCUGCCAUUGAGCUCAUGGCCACCGGCAAGCUGGCCGCCGUCGAGAGCCAGGUCGUCACCCACCGCAUCCCGCUCGAGGAGGGCGCCCGCGCUUUCCAGCUCGCCGGGAAGGGGGUUGACGAAGACGGUCGCCCGGUCGUCAAGGUCGUGAUUGAAAGCUAG